Orycteropus afer afer is the source of this 315-nucleotide messenger RNA. Lineage: Eukaryota; Metazoa; Chordata; Mammalia; Tubulidentata; Orycteropodidae. The record is from RefSeq and is a predicted model, not a curated record.
AUGAGUGGGUUGUUACAGAAAUCAUUGACUUUCAAGGACAUGUUUGUGGACUUCACCCUGGAGGAGUGGCAGUAGUUGGACUCUGCUCAGAAGACACUCUACAGGGAUGUCAUAUUUGAGAACUACCGCCACCUGAUCCCAGUGGGAUAUCUAGUUGCCUAGUCAGAGGUCAUCUUCAGGUUGGGAAAAGGAGCAGAGGCCUGGAUGGCACAUGGAGAAACCCCCAUGUGGAGCUGUCAAGACUUUCAUAUAUCUGACUUGAUUCCUCCUGAUACAAGAUUCUGCCUCGUAUCAGUAUCAGAUUUCACCUUUUAA